Molecule: messenger RNA, 2554 nt
Organism: Trichobilharzia szidati
Lineage: Eukaryota; Metazoa; Platyhelminthes; Trematoda; Strigeidida; Schistosomatidae
Source: the annotation of a GenBank genome assembly
GUUUAUAAGCUCAAAAGUCACUCAGAGACGUUUUAGUAAAACGUUUUGUGCGAGUUUUUCUUUCUUUCUUUCUUGUCUAUCUCCGUUAAACAAUCUAUUAUUGUAAAUCAAUGUCUGAUCAAGAGAGUGAUGAUCAAAUGGAUGAUCAGCCGAGUGUACCAGAUCAAAAAGUAAAUCAUAGGAAAUCGGCUGGAUGUUGUCAAAAUUAUGGGAAUGCAAUAACUCAUGGAUUGUUUCGAAAGAAACGUCAUGAAAGAGAUAUUAAGCAGGUAUUGAAUAUUGGGUCUGGUGGACAUUUAUCACUAUUCAAAUUGGUACUUCAUGGUUUAGUAUCUAUGUUGGAUGGAGGUAUUUACAUGUAUGCCGGUAUCGUUAUUAGCAGACGUACUGGACCCGGUGCAUUUUUCGCCUUUCUGUUAGCCAGUUUAGUGGCUUUGCUUAAUGCUAUAAACUAUUCAGAAUUGGCUUGCCGUUUCCCAAAAGAUAAUUCUUGCUAUUCAUUCACUUAUAUCAUUUUGGGAGAACUUCCUGCUUUCAUAAUUGGAUGGUCACUGAUAAUGGAUUACAUACUGACUAUUGCAGUUAGUAUGCGUAGUUGGAGUAAUAUACUUAACACGCUUACUGGAGAUAGAAUAAGCGCUUUCAUAACACAAUUUAUUGGAAGGCUAUACUCUCCAAACGGAUUGUUAUCAGAAUAUCCAGAUAUUGUCAGUGCAUUACUAACUAUCAUCUUAACUAUCAUCUGCUGCUUUAUAUGGCGUAGAGCUUCAAAAGUAAAGAUAGUUUCCACUGUUCUAAAUGUCACAGUCGUAUUGGUAACAAUUGUCUACAUGUUUAUGUUUGCUAAAGUUGAACACUUGUAUACUCUUUCGCCGAAUAUCACUUCAGUCGACAUAAGAUCAACAAGAGCUAACAUUCUACCCUACGGAAUUUUAGGCUUAUUAAGUGGAACAGCUGUUUGCUUCAAUGUUUUCAUUGGAUCACAUGCAAUUUCAUCACGUGCACAAGAGGCUAAACAACCAAAUUAUAGUUUAGCAAUAGCUAAUUUAAUUGCUACAUUUCUUGUUGGUCUUAUAACUGCUGCAGUCGCCUUAGCCUUAUCCAUGUACUAUCCAUGGUUUUAUAUACCAUCUGAGAGUGCAUUUUUAACUGCUAUAGCAAGAAGAAAAUUAGAAAAUCCUUGGAAUAUAAUUAGAACUGUGAUGUUCUUCUUUUUUGGUAUUGGAACAUUAAUUGGAUUAAUUGCUUCUGUGGCAGGACCAAUGGUAUCAGCUAUAAAAAUUUGUUGUUCAAUGAUUCGAGAUGGACUUUUACCUCAAGAUAUUUCUCAAAACUGUAAAUCACACAAGACGCCUUUUAUUACUAUUGCAAUCUUUGCUGUUAUAGCAGCAGCAUUCAGUUUAAUAUUUACUGUGGACAGUUUAUCUGAUUUCCUGAAUUUAGGCACAUUAAUUGCCUAUAGUGUAAAUGCACUCAGUGUUAUAUGCCUACGCUAUAGACACCAGUCAGAUAAUCCUCAGCACUCUUGUAAAUCUAAUCAUCUUAGAGGAGGCAGUGGUAAAACAAAUGAGACUACAGAAGAGGAAAAAUAUUACAGGAAACGUGUCGGUAAACCAGGAUUUAUAAAGCGUGCAUUUGGUAAGAAUCUGCCGGACAAAACACUACAAGUUAUCAACUCAGGUGUUCCUGGUGAUGUGGUUGUUGUCGCCGUGUCAGUUUACAUUGUACUCAGUGGUUUGCUUGUUUUGUGUUUAGUUGAUAGAAGAUUGGAUUCGAUGGAAUUUGCACCAUGGAGGAUGAUUGCUAUUGUACUACUUCUGAUUUUAUUAAUAUCUUGUUUAAUGUGCGCAAGCAUUAUUCAACAAUACGGAUCACCGGACAAGGAUUUAUAUCGAGUUCCACUUGUUCCAUGGAUUCCUUGCCUUACAAUAACCAUAAACUUCUUACUUAUAUCUCAAGUCUCCUGGUUUUCAUGGGCACGUUUUGCUGUCUGGGUGUUUAUUGGUAUAAUAUUUUACUUUGUAUACAGUGUGGUAAAUACCUAUCGCCUUGCUGGAGAAAAUGACAGUCUACCUUCAUCGAGUUGUCUAAGUGAUAUAGAAUAUGAAACUAGAUCUUCAAAGAGUAAUAGUUCUGAGGAUGGAUCAUUUCGUUAUUGAACAAGGUGUUGAAAAAAGGAAAUUAAACUAACAUAUACGUUUGUUAUUCAGUACAACAACACCUUUUUCUUCUUUCAAUAUGCUUAAAUAUCACUUUUCAUGACUGUUAGUCAGUUAGUUAGUUAGUUGGUUGCAUGGUUGGUUGGUUGGUUGGUUACAAAUUACUAAGAACACUUUCACAUUUCCAUUGUCAUACUUCUGAUAAGACAAAAUCUCUGAAUAUUUGUUUUGAUUAACUGCUCACAUGACGUCACAGUGGUUCUCUAUUAUUUUAUUAUCUUUUUUCAUAAAAGUUAAAUAUUUUUGAGUGACUUCCAAUAUUUCAUUGUGAUGCUUAACAAUUGAAUCAUCACGGAGUGAUUAUUGUCUUUGAUAAAAAUGAAUAAUUACUGAAC